Symbiodinium necroappetens is the source of this 5681-nucleotide messenger RNA. The record is from the annotation of a GenBank genome assembly. Lineage: Eukaryota; Dinophyceae; Suessiales; Symbiodiniaceae.
GUGCCCUGCCGGGAUCCCUUCUCUACCCCUCCGCCUCAGCCUACCACAGCCAGGAGGCCAUUCACCACCUCGCCGACUCUCUUCAGCAGCUUUCUUUGGCCAUUCGCCCCGAGGGCCCCCCGCGCAGCACCAUUCAGCACUUGCACCAGGGCAGCUUACGGUCUCUUACAGGUGCCGGCUCUACGCCCUUGGCUCGUGCCACCCGUGCCUGGACUUCUGGACUUUGGGCAAAGCUUGUGCUUGAGGAUCAGGCUUUUCUCUUCAGGGCGUCUGUUCAAAGAGGCCGCCGGCUUCGCCCUCCCGUCGGAGCAAUGACGGACUUGGCUACCUUUGUGACUCUGGCCGAUGGCCAGCUGAGGUUCCUAGCACUGAGUUGGCCGGAGGAAGGUCGUACCGUUCCGGUGCCAGAGGCCGUGUGUGUGCCCGUGAUGAAGAGGCAGGAGGGGCUCCUGCUUUGCAUUCCCUGCGGCUUUUUGUCUCUUGCCACCUUGGACGAGGGAGAGAAUGCCGACGCCCACUCCUUGGUGGGCCCUUCCCAUCAGUGCACCGUCCCCUUUGCAGUUUCGGACGAGCAGGGUGUCGAACAGCCUUUGGAGAUGGAGGGCUCAGUGCUACUUGUGGAUUUUGGGGCCCGGGUUCUUCCUCAGCUGCGAGACCUGGGCGAGGACAUCAUCUCAGACGCCCUCUUCCCCUUCGACCUUCACCAGCUCGAGGCCGUUCCGAUGAGCGAGGAGUUGCUUGCUGUCGCGAGGAGGUGGGCUUCUGUGACUCAAGCCGACCGGGCCGCCUUUUACUCUGCGGUCGAGGAUCAGGCUGCGACCGAUGUGGGCGCAGGGGGAAAAGCCAAGGCAAAACGAGCGGCCCCAAAGAAGAAGGUCACUGCUGCGGACCUUGCUCAGCAGAUGUCCUUCCUUACUGCUAUGCUACCUCAGCUGGCCGAGCAACUGACGGCGGUCAAGGAGAAGCAGGAGGACCUCGAAAAGAAGGUGCAGCCUGGACCCCCCGAUCCCGCGCCGAGUCCGGCCAAGCCUGCUCAUCAGAUGCCCUUUCUACCUCCGCGAGGUCCAGGCCUUCCUGUGGCGAAGCAGGCAUCACUAGUGGGGCCGCCACCUCGCACCCGCAACCAGGAUGCUCCGCCUGUUUUGGCUGCUCCUCUACCUCUGGCUGCCGAGCCCGCUGCAGCAGGUGUUGGUGCGGUCCCUCAGGACAGCUUCCAGGCGGCCAUGCUUCAGCAGAGCCAGGCCCUUACUGCCCUGGUCGGCCAUCUGAUGUCACAGCAGGACGGCGGGUUGGGCGACUUGUCCGCCUCGAGCUCUACAAGUUAUGUGGGUUCCAAGGGGGCUGCCCGUCGGGAGAGGCUACAGGCGGCCCUUGCAAAUCGGAGCGGCGACUUCUACCUUGCUGUGUUGCAGGCGGCCGCCACGAGGUUGACACCGUCUUCCCCAGCCCCGGCAUCCUUAGGAGAAUGCUUGGGGCAGGUGUCGAUGUGCCAGUACUUCGAGCGUUUCGGCGGGUUUGCUGGGCAACGGGAGACGGGCUACACCAUGUGGUGCCUGGCUCAUGUCAUGGACUGCCUCACUUCGGAGGAUUACGCUGGGGCCCGGGAGUUCUUGGCUGUGACGGUCGUGGCGCUAGACCAGUCUGCCUUGGACGGAGGCAGGUGGGACUUCGCUUGGCUGUUGACUUUGCUAGAAGAGCCCCCUGCUCAGUUAUUUCACGGGCGGGGGGCGGUGGCCAACCCGCGAACUCGUGCGUUCUCUCCUUUGUCUCCGGUCGGCUGGACCACCUGCGCUCUGCAAUACCUCAAGGAGGUCGAUCUGAUCACGACCCGCAGGCUGGAGUCUUUGGGUUCACAUCGUCAGCCGGCCGCGCCACCCGCCGCGGACACAGAAGGCCAAGAUGGCAACAAGCCGAAAAGGCUUUCCCGGCCUGCUCCGCCUUCGGGGGUGAUCUUCCCGGUGCCCCUUCCUUUUGCUGGUGUUUUCGCCCGCUUCCCUUUGGAUUGCAGCUCGCGUGUUCGGAGACGCAUCAUGCACCGGCGUCUCGUUCACAUCGUUUGCAUGGCUUUGAACUUUCUCCAUGCGAACUUUGUGCCAAUCCCGCUGCCUAUGAUCCAACGGCCUAUGAAUGUUGCACAGCGAUGCCUAGUUGCGCAUGUAGGCCGCCAUUUGAAGGCGUUCGGUGCCUCGGUUGGUGAGUUUGUUCUUGCCGGCUCUGGCCGCCGCAAUCCCCAAUUGAUUGCACGACUUUCUGAGCUCAUGUCUUUUCUUGCAGCCUCGGCUGCCACGGGGGACUCUUACGCUGAUCGUUCAGGCACUGUGGUCCCGACGCACAACGAAGCCCAUCCUGGCCUGGAUCCUUUUAGGUCUUUGGAUGUUUCGAGGUUGAAGCUCUCGGGGCAGGGCCUUUGGGACCCUACCCCGUAUCUCCCGGAUGAGCUCUUCAUGGCUUUCUCCGAGCCCCGCUCUCUUCUUCAUGGGCGCCCGCCUCCUGACUCCUUCGUGCCUGUCUGGACUCGUGAGUGCCCUCAAGAGGUAGCCUCCCUUGCUGCUAUGUGGGACAGGCUUGGUCUUCUUCGCCUGGCGCCCGCUUCCCUACUUGAGUCUGAGGCUUAUCUGCUGGCACGCGCUUUCAACUGCUACAAGGCGCCAGACAAGGAUCGUAUGAUCAUUGAUCGCAGGGGCCAGAACUGGGCCGAAUCUCGGCUCCCUGGCCCUAGCCUCUUCAUACCUGUUGGGCCCAUGCUGGGCAUGCUAGAGGUCGACCCCGCCCGCCAGACGGUCUACUGCGCAGCGUCCGAUCGUAAAGAUUUUUAUCAUCAGAUUGCUGCCCCUCCCGCCAAGGCCUUGUCUAACGUGUUGGGCCCAGCUCUGCCUCGCGAGAGUGUCUGCAACUUGGCGGCUUUUGGUCACGUGCUGCCCUCCCUUUCUGGACUUGGGUGUGCCGGUGGGCCUCGUCACAGGUUGGCUCCUCCAAAGCGUGGCUCGUUGCUUUUUGAGCCGAAUCACUACCUUGUCUGUUUCGGGGCUAUCGCCCAGGGCGACCAUUUGGGAGUCGAGGUCGGUUCGGCCUCGCAUGAGGGUCUUCUUCUCUCUGGUGGACUUCUUUCAGAGGACGUUCGGCUUUGUUCCAACAGACCCUUCAAGGGCAUUGCCAGGGCCCAAGGCUUGGUUAUCGAUGAUUUCUUUUCGAUCAGCGUGUCUGACCUUGCCGAUGGCGGCCCACCUCCUUGUGUUGAUGAUCUGCAUCGUGCCAAAGCCAUCUAUGCGGCGGCCGAGCUCGCUGGCUCAGAUGACAAAGAUGUCUGGGGGGAGCAACGUGCACGCAUUGCGGGCGCCGAAAUUAACUCCGGUCCGCACGCUCGUGCCCUCAACAUCGUCACCGUUGCCGCCCCUGCCGCGAAGCGUGUUGCUUUGGCUCUGCUUUCUCUUGAGGCUGCCCGCCUGAGCCACGUCACUGACACUCUUUGGCUGUCGCUCGUUGGCAGUUGGACUUCGGCGGCUUUGUUUCGGAGGCCUUUCAUGUCGAUUUUCUCCGAGGUUUACAGAGUUGCUCCUGCUAGCCACGCCAAGGCCGCCAGGCCCACCUUGUACCCCCUCCCGAGGCCUGCCGCGCAGGAGGUUGUGCUUGCGAGCGUGCUGUCGCCUCUUGCUGCUUGUGACCUUGCUGCCCCCUUUCGAGCCGAGCUCUUUGCAACUGAUGCCUCUGAGGCAAAGGGGGGUUAUACUGUUGCCAAGGCUGGUGUCGACCUUAUCCGGCCUCUUUGGAGGACUGCCUCAAAGAAGGGGGGCUACAGCAGGUUACUUUCGAAGGAGGAGGCCGUUCUCACGAGAUUUGAGGACCGCGAGCCCUUUGACCUGCGAAUGGUCUCUCCUACCUCGCAGACCGAUCCUGGUCGGCCGCUUGCUUACUACUUUGACGUGCUCGAGGUUGGGGCCUCCGGUGGCCAGGUGUCUGCCUUCCUCUCCUCGUGGGGUCGCUCCGUUGGGCCCGUGUUCGCUGUUGAAGUGAGCCCUGUCUACGACUUGGCGCAGGCCCUCGACGUGCUGCGUGCUUUUCGGUGCUUGGCUCUGCUUCUCAGUGCUCGCGGCUGUUCUGUGCCAGCCCUUCUUCUUCAGGCUGCCUCCAUCCUCCGCCUCAUCCGUGCUUUGGCGCCCUCGGGCCCCUGCCGUGUCGUCAUCUUGGUGGACUCGGCCGUUGCCGCGACCUGCCUUCUUGCCGGUGUCUUCCCUGCGUUCCACUUCGUCCCUACAAGGCUGAACCCGGGUGACUGUCCCACUCGUGACCUUCCUCUGCCUGAGCCCUGCCCGUGCGCGUUCUGGCCUUCCCUUACCACUGACGAACUCUACGAAGGCUUGUCCCUUCCGAAGCUUCGCCGUUGGGCCUCGAAUUGGGCUCGUCUGGUUUUCCUGUGCAUUGGUGCUCCGCCUGUGCUUCGGCCUUCCUUAGGCUGGCGUGUGACUCACCGCACCUCACGUCUCUUCGACUCCUCUUUAGGGUUUCCCGGCGAGGGUCCUUUCUUCAGGGUGUUCUGGGUCUGGUUUGGGAUAGUAGGCUCCUAUGCCGCCACAAGCCAUGUCCUUCGCCCGCGCAACCCUGCAGACGAAAGGCGCUCUAGAGCGCGCUCUGCCACGGUGCUUGUCGAGGGUCGUCCCGUGGAACCUGUGACAAAGAAGCGAAGGGAGAAGCUCCUGCAGGCCUUCUCGGCAUGGCUCACAGAGCAGGGGGCUGACCUGGAAAGUCUUCUGGACCUCUCACCUUUGGGUACAAAGAAGCUUAACAGUUUUUUGGUGUGUUACGGCAGGCAGCUUUUCGAUGCUGGGUGGCCUUAUUCUCACUACUCAGAGGUCAUCAACGCCGUCUCCAGUAAGGAGCCUGGAGUCAGGCGUUGCUUGCAGCCCUCGUGGGAUCUGGCAUUUGCCUGGCUUCGAGAGGAGCCUCACUCGCACCAUGUUGCUUUGCCCUGGCAGGUCCUUGUCGCGGCCAUCACGCUCUCGCUGUUGUGGGGCUGGCCUCGAGUCGCCGGCAUGCUGGCAAUGACCUGGGGCUCGGUUAUGCGGAUUGGUGAGUCUCUGGCAGCUUGCAGGCGCGACCUGCUCCUUCCAGGAGACGUCUGUGACACGAUGGCUUUUGCGCUCAUUUCUAUAAGUGAGCCUAAGACCCGUUUUCGAGCUGCAAGGCACCAGUCGGCGAAACUGGAUCAACCUGACCUUUUGGAAGUUGUCCAUUUGGCGUUUGGUCACCUGAGUUUGGACAGUAAACUCUGGCCUUUUUCGGCAUCAACUCUUCGUUGCCGUUUUGACGCUCUCAUGGACAGGCUGGGAGCAAACACUUGGGCAGGCCAGGGCUCGCGAGCCUUGGACCUAGGCUCGCUGAGAGCGGGAGGCGCCACUUGGUUGUUACAAGUUUCGGAGGAUUCUGAGCUGGUUCGUCGUCGCGGGCGCUGGCUCAACAGCAGGACAAUGGAGAUCUACAUCCAAGAGAUUUCAGCUUUGCAAUUUAUGCAUCGCUUGGCCCCGCAGUCGCGCUUUCGGGUCUUCUCCCUUGUGGACUCCUUUCGUAAGGUGCUGAGCCUAGCCCAGCAGCUUCAGGCCUCUUCGACGCCGACGAGCCAGUGGUACACGUUUUUCGCCGGUGGCAUGCGUCAUAUGCAAGGUGUGGAAGGUGUGGUUGGAGGCUAA